Messenger RNA from Sphaerodactylus townsendi, 2632 nucleotides. Its product is annotated as protein Wnt-10a-like. Gene Ontology annotation, molecular function: cytokine activity; frizzled binding. The record is from RefSeq and is a predicted model, not a curated record. Lineage: Eukaryota; Metazoa; Chordata; Lepidosauria; Squamata; Sphaerodactylidae. The coding region runs from base 724 to 1893 and encodes 389 amino acids. Gene Ontology annotation, cellular component: extracellular region. The transcript has 4 exons. Gene Ontology annotation, biological process: canonical Wnt signaling pathway; multicellular organism development; neuron differentiation.
AGCUGCCGCCGUGGUCGUGGUCGGCCUCCGCCCGCGGCAGCCCGGUGCGCUCGCCUCCCCACGCCCGGAUCGCCGGCUGCCCCGCGUCGCUGGGCGUGGUGGGCUGGGCUGCGGGGGCCGCACGUGCUCGCUGAGGGCACCCUUGCCCCCUCUCGGCCACAGAUCGCCCAGCCUCUCCAGAACAACUUCAGCUGGCCCAGAGAGGGGUUCCCAAGUUGCACGGGGGAAGAGUGUGUGUGCAAAGGGAGGGGGGCUUUGCCAGGCAGCCUCCCUCGCUCCCUCCCCCCCCCCACUUCCCUCCGCCCCGCGCCCGGCGCGCUUCGAUGGGGGGCGGAGGAGAAGGACCUGUCCGCAUGGAGCGCCGAGGAGAUCCUUGGAGCCCAGCGCUGUUUGUACCCACCAACCCUCGACGCCUCCUCGACAGACAGCUGCCCUGGUGAAAGGGGACGGCAGGCAGGCCCCCGGGGCCUCGCCGCAGGUUGGGCUUGCAGAUCUUUGGAGCGAGCUGUCAACCCGACCCACCCCUCGAACAAAGGAGCCCCUCGCACCUCUCCCACGCGAGGCGAUCCCUGAGGUCCGGAAGAAGCAGGGAGACGCGCCCGGAGUGGGGAGCCAACCAGCGGCACCGCGGCAGAGGAGGAGAGACAGCCCACCCUGUCCCCAUCCACCUAGCACUUAAACGAGCGGAGCCAGCUGGGGAAGAGUGCACUUCCACCAGCCAUCAUGGGACACGCGCGGCUUCUGUGGCUCUGCUCCCUACUCGUGCUCAGUCUUUGGUGGCCGAGCUCCUCCUCAAACGAGAUCCUGGGCCUGAAGUUGCCACUGGAACCAGUGCUUAAUGCCAACACAGUCUGCCUGACCUUGCCUGGCUUGACCCGUCGACAACUGGAGGUAUGCGUGCGGACUCCUGAUGUGACGGCUUCUGCCAUUCAAGGCAUCCAGAUUGCCAUCCACGAGUGCCAGCACCAGUUCCGUGACCAGCGCUGGAACUGCUCUAGCCUGGAGACGAAAAACAAGAUUCCAUAUGAAAGCAUCAUCUUCAGCAGAGGUUUUCGGGAGAGCGCGUUUGCCUAUGCCAUUGCAGCAGCAGGAGUAGUGCAUGCUGUCUCCAACGCUUGCUCCCUGGGAAAGCUGCAGGCAUGUGGAUGCGACCAGAAGCGCCGAGGGGACGAGGAAGCCUUCCGCAUCAAGCUGCACCGGCUGCAGCUGGAGGCCAUGAACCGGGGCAAAGGAAUGAUGCAUGGUGUGCACCUGGAGCACAUGCCAGCUGAAGCCCCAGGCCUGCAGGACUCCUGGGAAUGGGGGGGCUGCAGCCCUGAUGUGGACUAUGGGGAGAAGUUUUCCAAAGACUUCCUAGAUUCCCGGGAGACCUACCGAGACAUCCACUCCCGCAUGAGGCUGCAUAACAACCGUGUUGGCCGGCAGGUGGUGAUGGAGAACAUGCGGAGGAAAUGCAAAUGCCACGGCACCUCGGGGAGCUGUCAGCUGAAGACAUGCUGGCAGGUGACCCCCGAGUUCCGACUGGUGGGCUCACUGCUCAAAGAUCGGUUCUCUGGGGCAAUCCUGAUCCGGCCCCACAACAGGAACACAGGACAAAUGGAGCUAGGUCAUGCCCGCCACCGGCGCCGGGCUGGCAUCACUGACCUGGUCUACUUUGAGAAAUCGCCAGACUUCUGUGAAAGGGAACCAGCCCUAGACUCCAUGGGGACGCAAGGGCGCUUGUGCAACAAGACCAGCCCAGGCAUGGACAACUGCGAGAGUUUGUGCUGUGGGCGGGGGCACAACAUCCUGCGGCAAACACGCAGCGAGCGCUGCAAUUGCAAGUUCCACUGGUGCUGCUUCGUAGCCUGUGAGGAGUGCCGGCUCACCGAGUGGGUCAGCGUCUGCAAGUGAUUCUGGGCCCACCUGGUGCUCCACAGACGCUGCUGCUUGACUUUGCAGCACUGCAGAAUGGGCUCCUGCCAUCAGGAGGCACAGUUGGGUGGCCUGACACAGGAGUUUUUCAUGUUUGCCUGGCAGUCCCGCUCCUUCCUGACCUAUACAUGAGAACUGUGCCUCCACUGGGUCCAUCUGAACACAGCGUGUGGGCCUUACACCUCACAGGCACAAAGGGCCUUGCGCCAGGGACUCAGUGGCUUGGCUCCUCCUGCCAUGAACAGGGUGUCUGGAGUCUGCGAGAGUAACUCUCAUGCCUUCUCUGCCUGCUGAUAUAUGUGAGUUCUAAGGCCAGGGAGCCACAAAUGUUGGUUCCUCCAGCAGAUACUUUCUCGAGCUCCUUCUGACUCCGCCCCCACCCCAGUGACAUCAACUAUGCAAUCACUCAGGUGACUCCAUGAUCCUACUGACUGAAAUAACUGCUUAAAAACAAAACCUGGGCUGAGACUGCUGCGUUGCCAGUUCAGGGAAUUCAGACUCUUUCUGUGGCUACCACAAGACGUUUGUUGUUCAGGGGAAAAAAAAGAAAUUAAAAUACCAAGUUUGCUUAUGGAAAUGUUUUGAACAAGGAAUGGAAGGGUGGGGGAGCAGAGGUUUCUGUCUGUAGUCUCCCAUAAAGGUGCCAGAGGCAUUUAGGGUGGUUACUGUGGUUGGUAAAUUAUUUUAUUAUUGUGAGAAUAAAAGUGAAUCAGAGAUG